Messenger RNA from Drosophila kikkawai, 1854 nucleotides. RefSeq names its product Gustatory receptor-like Holozoa (gene GrlHz). Lineage: Eukaryota; Metazoa; Arthropoda; Insecta; Diptera; Drosophilidae. The record is from RefSeq and is a predicted model, not a curated record.
UGCGCCAGCGAAAGAGAGAGUGAGUGAUUGGGAGAGGGCGUAUGAUCAGCGAAAGCGUGACAAAGGAAAGCCCGCUGCCACGCGAUAAUAAUGCAUAUUAUUUAUUACAUAUCCACAUAUGUACAAAUGGGGAGUUUACACAUGUCUGAUAUGGAAGAAGAACAUACAUAUGUAAAUGCAAAUUUUACUACGGGGCAGAUAGUGCUUGGCGAUAACAGGGCCUGAUUCCUAUCUAAACUGUAACAGGUGCCCAGCAGACUCGAGAAACGCGAUCCCGAGAUAAAAUUGAUUGAUAAGGGGGGUUGGGGUGUGUGUAGGACGCGGGGGAAAUGGGGCGGCAAGAACACAAAGCUCAAAGAGAGCUUCACGCAGGAAAGCUUCUUUACGCUGAUUGUUAUUGUUUCUGCGCUCACUCUCUCUCUCCCCCAAUCUCUCUCUGACUUUGGGGCUCGAGUUUCAAUUAGUCAAUUUACCGUUACCGCUACAGUUGCACUUGAUGAACGGCAUCGAACGAACAGCCGAAGCGGAGCCGUGGAGCAGCCGAAGCGGCAGCCGAAGCAGGAGCCGAGCCACCUCGAUAGGCUCAUCCUGGCUCCAUGACGAGCUGCAGCCGGGAGAGCAUGAACCCACCUCCGCCCUCCUGGACUACUGCAAACGGAAGUUCCUUCGUCCCUAUGUGGCUAUCCUGACGCUGGUGGGCCUCAAUCCCAUUUCAACGGAUAUGAGCAAUGUUCGGGCCUGCUGCAGCUACGUCCAGGCGCUGAUGGUGCUAUGUGUGCUGCUUCUCGGCUAUGUUUUGCGGUACAUUUGCGGCUACAGAGGCGAUCGUGGAUUCAACAGCUACCGGGAUAUCAGACCCAUCACCAAUGGAACCGAUGGCGGAGCAGUUACUCCAAACACAAUUGGAGAAUUGCUGUUUGGCUACAUUGUGCCCAGUGCCUUCAAUCUGAUGGGAUUCAUCUCAGCCGUUUUAGUAUGCAAAGUUAUAGACCACGAACAGCUCCAGAACCUCAUCGAGCGGGUGUUCCUGAUGUCCGCCAAGCCGAAGAGACUCUGCCGGAUGCUGUGGUUUUUCUUGGGAGUGGCUCUAGCCUUGCUGAUACUGCUUUUCGGCUACGCCUGCUGCGUGGUGGUGAUGCAGCCUGCCCAAAUCGUAAAGGUGUCCUGGCUGGCCGAGGUCCUAAGCGAUUGGGAGACCGGGCUGCGAGUUGGCCUACUAAUCACCAUACUGCUGCAAGAUCUGGUGGAGAUCAUCAUACUGAGCAACUACUACAUCGAGUGCUACUUGCUAAGGAUGCAUCUGGAGACGCUGUCACAUAAGCUGCUAAUGCAUUCCAUCGACUCGCUGGACUGGAUGAGGGAGGUCCUUGAGUUCCGCAAGCUACUGGAGCGGCUAAAUCAGCACGUAUCCAUCCCUGUGUGCUUCCUGAUUGUGAUGAAUCUGGCGUACGCCUUUGCCGGAUUGGUUUACCUUUUCAAGGACUUUGAUUUCCACUUUUGCGCCCUAAAGCUGGUCCUGCUGAACAUAGCCAAUGUUGUUCUGUGGCUGUUUUUGGGACUGCUGCCCUUUUUCGUGGCAUCCUCGGUGACACGAGUGUGCCAGAAUGCCCAGGCGAACGGCCAUCAGAUACGGGUUCGUCCCUUUGUUUACCAUAAUACCUCGGCGGAGGAUCUCAACUCGACGCUGCUUUUUGCCGCCUCGCUGGAUAUGUCCGCCAAACUCUUCCGGAUGCCCAUCCAGCCGAACUACCUAUGCUUCGCCAUCCUCGUGGUGGUCAUUGUAAUCCUCACGCUUGGCAUGUGCCUGAAUCUCACCGCCCUGGGCAAAAUGUAACCAUGUACUUGUACGGCAAU